AUGGGUGAGUUCCCCUAAUCUUUCCCUCCUGUGUUGGGUUUUCGGACUCGAGAUAUGGAUUCUCUGCUCCGCCUUUCUCUCAAUCUCAUGCUCCCCCCCCCAAACCGAUUCUGAACAGGGAAGGUUCACGGAUCUCUGGCGCGUGCGGGGAAGGUGAGAGGGCAGACGCCAAAAGUGGCGAAGCAGGACAAGAAGAAGAAGCCCAGGGGUAGGGCUCACAAGCGCAUGCAGUACAACCGCCGGUUCGUCACUGCAGGUAUUGAUUCCUUCUCCUCGCCCGUUUUCAAUCUUUUGAAACAUCUCUGGCAAUGUCUAGCGUCAAUGAAUCGAUCUCACUAACAAAUAGAACAAUUCAAAUGAGUUACCGGUUGGUUUCGAUUUCACAUCCCUCUUGCAAUAUCUCUGAAAGAUUGUCCAGGAAUAUUUCAACUAGUUAUGAGAAGUUGUGUGUUCACAAAAUAUUGUGCAUGUUUAUUUUCACGCGAACAGUUAUCAAUCAUCUGAUACACACUUCGGGAUUUUUUUCCUUUCAGUUGUUGGAUUCGGCAAGAAGAGGGGGCCUAACUCGUCAGAGAAGUAA
This is a messenger RNA of Spirodela intermedia, 580 nucleotides long. The record is from the annotation of a GenBank genome assembly. Lineage: Eukaryota; Viridiplantae; Streptophyta; Magnoliopsida; Alismatales; Araceae.